Molecule: messenger RNA, 2263 nt
Organism: Daucus carota subsp. sativus
Lineage: Eukaryota; Viridiplantae; Streptophyta; Magnoliopsida; Apiales; Apiaceae
Product: dolichol kinase EVAN
Exons: 14
Coding region: 215-1915 (566 amino acids)
Biological process (GO): dolichyl monophosphate biosynthetic process
Cellular component (GO): endoplasmic reticulum membrane
Molecular function (GO): dolichol kinase activity
Source: RefSeq, a predicted model, not a curated record
GCAUAUACCGCGUGCGCGCCAAAGUCCAAUUGGACCAUCUCUCUCUCUCCCUCUCUCUCUCUCUCGUCUUCCUCUCUCCUUCUUGUACCUGCAGCUCCAUCAAAUUUUCACCUAAUUCUCUUCUUCCACAUUACACUUGCCUCGUAUUCAUCUAAAUCACAAACACACACACAUAAUUAUUAUCUACAACGCACUGAGGUUAAACGCAUCAGCCAUGGCUUCAUCGCUGUUUAGCGGCGAGAGAGUCGUGGUAGCUCUAUUCACCUUCCGUAUAAUUUAUUCCACCUCCCCCUCUCUGCUCUACGAAUCCGUUUCUCUCUCUCUCCUCUUUCUCUUCUCUCUCUUCGUCGAGAUCUCUCUCGAAUCGUCUCCUUCGCACUCCUCCUUGUUGAACACGCGGCCUGGAGCUUCUUCGGGGGUUCUUCUCGGUGCGGUGUCGUUGCCAGGUGUUAUGUUUUCGAGGUUGUUAUUAAAUUCACGUGCGCUUUUGGUCAAUGAAAUUGGACCUGAAGAUCUUGAAUAUAUGUGGUUGCAAUAUUGGGCUACAACUGCUAGCUGUUUCAGUGUGCUGGUUUAUCUUUGUUUUAUACUGCGCAACCAGUUCAGCCACAAUCAUUUGUUAAGUUUACACGGUUAUUGGCGAAACAAAUUGAACAUAGGUUUCAUAGCAUUAUGUGCAGCACUUUUUUGUGUGUCUACUGCAAAAUCUUUUAGCGGUCGGUAUACGACACUAUUGUUAUUUUGGGUACUCCUUCAUGGAUUAGCAACUGUGAGAUUGAUUCAGCAUGUGCUCCAUACUUUUCCAGCAUGUGCAUCAGUUGGCGAGGCACUUCUAGUUACAAGUGGCCUUGUAAUAUAUUUCGGAGACAUGUUUGCAUGUACUCUUGUGAAGAUUUAUGGAUACCUGGUAUCAUCAGAAUUUAAUUCUAUUCAUUCUGGAAUUGAAAGGAGUGAGAUAAGCACUAUUAUUCAGGGUGUGCUGCUUGGGCUGCUCCUCUUUCCAUUUUUCUUCAAGUACGUUAUCCUGAUUUGGCAACAGAUUACAAAUUCAGCAUACACUGAAGCCAGAGAAGAUCAUCAGAGGGGAAAAGCUGCUCUGUUCUAUGCCUCUUUAGCAUGUAUCUUGAUUUUGAUAGUUCCUUCAUGGAUGCAGUUAGUUCAUGAUUUUCCUGCACAUCCAUUACUUUGGAUCUUUGAUUUUGUGUUCUCAGAACCUCUCAAGAGACUAUCAUUAUGUAUAUACUGGGUGUCUGUUAUAUAUGCAUCAGUGCUCCGAUUUUAUAAUAUAUCAAAGAGCAGUAAGAUUGAAAGGAUUCUUCUUCGAAAGUACUACCAUUUAAUGGCUGUUCUGAUGUUUGUACCUGCUCUUAUUUUACAGCCAAAGUUUCUCAAUUUGGCAUUUGGUGCAGCUUUGGCGGCUUUCCUUGUGCUAGAAAUUAUUCGAGUAUGGAGAAUUUGGCCUCUGGGACACCUUGUGCAUCAGUUUUUGAAUGCUUUUACUGAUCAUCGUGACUCUGAUCUUCUUAUUGUUAGCCACUUUUCACUUUUAUUGGGCUGUGCACUUCCGAUCUGGAUGUCCUCUGGGUUCAAUGACCGACCACUAGCUCCCUUUGCUGGAAUUUUGAGCCUCGGAAUUGGAGAUACUAUGGCCUCAAUGGUUGGUCACAAGUAUGGGGUUCUAAGGUGGAGUAAGACGGGCAAGAAAACUAUUGAAGGCACUGCAGCCGGCAUAACAUCUGUCCUGGCUGCUUGCUCUAUUCUACUUCCAAUUUUGGCCACAACUGGAUAUAUUUUUACACAGCAUUGGUUUUCUCUUCUACUAGCUGUGACGUUGAGUGGGUUGUUAGAGGCUUACACAGCACAGCUUGAUAAUGCUUUUAUACCUCUAGUCUUCUACAGCCUGCUUUGCAUAUAAUCUCAAGGUCUUAUAGCUGCACAAAAUAUAAAUACACAGGAGUCAAUCAGAAUACAUAAACAGGAGGUUUCCGAAUAUUACUGAUUCAAAUUGGGUGGUUUGUUUCGCAGUAGUUUGUACUAUAUGCUAACAUAGAGUAGUGCACUGGUUCCAUUAGGUGGUUUAGAGAAUGCAGAAUUUUUUGUAUUGUUUGUGUCAGUAAUGUUGUAACAGAUCUGAGUGGAGGGUAUAGAUGAGAAAGAUUAGUGUAAAAUGUAAGCGGCUGACUACAGUAACUACUGACACAAUUUUGUAAUAUAUCAUCAUUAUUUUGCUAAUUAACACACACAAACUUACUUUGCCUUGCCA